Messenger RNA from Pseudonaja textilis, 7039 nucleotides. It is a transcript of the gene BLTP3A, whose product is annotated as bridge-like lipid transfer protein family member 3A. The record is from RefSeq and is a predicted model, not a curated record. NCBI's taxonomy places the organism in Eukaryota, Metazoa, Chordata, Lepidosauria, Squamata, Elapidae. Gene Ontology annotation, molecular function: histone deacetylase binding.
CGGGGAGGAGAGGACGGGGGAUGGCUGGAGUUGCCGGCGGCCGCGGCGGGGGCUGCAAGAAGCGCGGACAGCUACAAAGGGAAUGACGGGGCACUCGGGGCGAUAGAGAACCUGUCUCUGACCCAGCAUGGCUGGUCUCAUCAAGAAGCAGAUUCUGAAGCACCUGUCCAGGUUUACAAAGAAUCUCUCACCUGAUAAAAUCAACUUGAGCACCCUCAAAGGGCAGGGGCAGUUAACGAAUCUAGAACUGGAUGAAGAAGUUCUGCAGAAUUUGCUGGAUCUGCCCACCUGGCUAGCCAUAACUCGAGUUUUUUGCAACAAGGCCUCCAUCAGGAUCCAGUGGACUAAGUUGAAGACUCACCCAAUCUGUCUGUAUUUGGAUAAAGUUGAAGUGGAGAUGCGAACAUGUGAAGUGCCCAGGCCACCCAAUGGACAGUCUCCCAUUGCUGUUGCUUCAGGACAGAGUGAAUAUGGAUUUGCAGAGAAGGUUGUAGAAGGUAUGUACAUUAUUGUCAAUUCUAUUACCAUCAAGAUACACUCCAAGGCCUUCCAUGCAUCAUUUGAAUUAUGGCAGCUUCAAGGAUAUAGUGUCAACCCCACCUGGCAACAAAGUGAUCUUCGCUUUACCCGAAUCACUGAUUCACAUAAGGGAGAGGUUUUAACAUUUAAAGAACUCACCUGGCAGACUCUUCGAAUAGAAGCUGAUGCUACAGAAAGUGGAGAACAAGAUCCCCUCACUACCCCUCUAAGACUUAUUACUAACCAGGGCAAAAUCCAAAUAUCACUUAAGAGAAAGACAAAGGAUUGCAAUGUGGUGGCAUCUAAGCUCAUGUUCCUUCUUGAUGACUUGUUGUGGGUGCUAACUGAUUCCCAGCUGAAGGCAAUGAUGAAGUAUGCAGAGUCCUUGAGCGAAGCCAUGGAUAAAUCAGCUCAGCAGAGAAAAACUUUGGCUCCUGAACCUGUCCAAAUCACACCUCCUGUUCCCAGUACCCAACAGUCUUGGCCCCAGUCAUUUGGCAGCACCCAUAAAGCAAUCAGCCAGUAUUUUGAGAUGUAUGAUAUGAAAGAGUCUUCCUAUCACCUUCUUAUUUCCCGUCUGGACCUUCAUAUCUGUGAUGAUAGCCACACUCGAGAAACAGGUGCUUCCAAACAUGGUGUAGUGGGAGGUGCAAUGCAAUUAACUUUUAGGAAGAUGGGCUUCGACUAUUAUCCUUUCCACUGGGCAGGUGAUAGCUGCAGACAUUGGGUGCGAUAUUGCGAUGCCAUGGAGACCUGGGAACAUUGGGCAAAAAAACUAGUGAAUGAAUUCCAAAACAAGAUGGGAAAAUACAGUGAAGAAAUAGGUUCUGCCUUCUUUAAAACUGCAGAGAAGGAAUCUCCUUUGAAAAAGAGACAAGAUGAUGUUUCUAGUUCUCCAAAAAGCUCUACAGAGAAGGGGUUACAUCAGGCUAGCACACCACCUCAUACCCUGCUUGGGCUCCAACGGCCUGCAUGGAAUAGACUCCGAUCCAGUUGCCUGGUUGUUCGAGUUGAUGAUCUGGAUAUUCAUCAGGUUUCUACAGCUGGACAGCAGAGUAAGAAACCUCCAACAUUACUUUCCUGUAGGAGGAAAUUAUUGAAACUUCCGGAACAUACGUCAGCAAUCCAUAUAGUAUUCACAGAGUACUAUUUUCCAGACCAAACUACUUUUCCAGUCCCAAGUCCAAACUUGUACUUGCAGAUGAAUGGUUUGGUUUUCACUUUUGACACAAGGAGCAUGCUUUGGGUGAAUUUAUUCUGCCUUGAUCUCUAUCGCAGUCUACAACAGUUUAAAGCUAUAUACAAGCUGGAGAGUUCUGGAAAAAGGGAGGAACACAUUGAUAUUCGAUUGGAUGGCUUUAUGUUAAAGGUAAACAUCCCAGUGGACAAAAAAGUAAUUGAUCACCAGGACCGUCCCCAGUGUCUCUCUAUGUCCACAUCAGAAGUGACAGCUACUAAUACAAGGCAUGCACCUCAUUGCAGUUGUUUAGCCCUGCAGAACCUGUUCCGUAGAUUUGCUGCUUCUGAAUUCUUCCAUUCUAGCUAUACCAAAUUCCCUAAAUUUCAGGACAACUUUAGUCUUUUGCAUACUCUCUUUCUACGUCACGCAUACCAGGUGGAUACCAGUGUCCAGCAGCAAACAGAUUUCUGUCAUUUUCCUGGCAAAUCUUCUGUUUUUGAAGAUCUUUGGUCUGUUAAUUUUACCCAGGUGUCCUUGGAUUUUGAAGGGACCAAAAGUUCCAAAGGAGAGGCCCUUAACUUUAUCUACCCUUUUCCACUCUGUAUGUGGGCUUGCCUCCCAAAGAAAUGGGAACAAGCCCAGGCAGCAAUGCUGAAAGUUUCAUCUACCUCAAAUGUUAGACUUAAAUCUUCCACAACUUUUAGUAAUCAUACUGAGAACCAGGUAUUUUCUGGUGAGGAGCAAUUCUGCCAAAGAUCAAAGACUGAGCAGAAUUUGAGAAGCAUCUACCUUACCCCUGAGGCAAAGGAAGUCAUGGAAGAAAGUUGUACUGUUAAUGAUGAAGGAAAGGAUAAUGAUACAGAAAUAUCUGCCGAUAUCCAUGUACUUCUUUAUUCAAGUGCUCAUAUGAAGAUGCAACUCACUCAUUAUCAGUAUUUGAUGCUGCUUAGGAUGAAAGAAGUACUACAGACUUUUCAAGAGCAAUUUACCCUAGAUACCCAGGAAAUAACUGGGUCACCUUUAGAUUCCAUAACCACUUGCAUAGGCAUCAUGUUCAACAGUACUGAGGUGGCUUUGCUGAUGCAUCCUGUUCCUGGUUCUUCACUAGAACCGAGAUCUGUAGAUUCAGAUACUACCAGUCUAGUUGAAUCUGAACUCUCAGCUUCCGAGAGUAGGGAAAAACUAAUUGCUGAAAGCAAAGAAUCAGAUGUCAGCUCCGAGAAGGAAAAUAGUAGUCCCAUAAAAAUGUUAGAAGAUACUGGAACUGAGAAUACAGAUAGGAAUAUGACUGCAUCACAAAAUGGAAUGCUGAAAUCCCAGACUGAUGGAUCAUUGACGGAAGAAUUUCAUAGUCAAACCACUGGACAGAGGAGCCCUGUAGAAGAAGCACAUGAAGCUGAAGAAAUCCCUGAUGCAGAGAAACAGUAUGAGCACGUCAACCUACCCAAGACUUCUGAAGUUCUUCCUUCCAGACCAUCUUCCAUUGUAGAUCCUUUAGGUGGUAUACAUGUCUCUCUUAAUGGGCAAGAAGAGUUGAUUCCAUUGAGAAACAUGGAGCUGGAGUUAUCUAGUGCAUUGCAUAUAACAAAGGAUGCCACCAAGGAAGCCUUGCAUGUUACUAUGGACCUCACUAAAGAAGCCAUGUCAAUAACAAAAGAUGCUUUCAGCUUGAGCAAGGAAAAAAUGGCUUCCACUAUGCAGAAAAUGCGGUUCCACCCCCAAAUCAACAGAGAUCCUUCACCAAAGCCUGAAGAAGCAGCAGUGACUCAAGUAGGAAGUAAUAGUGAAAGUACGCGUUUCUCCUCCAUGAAGAAGACUGCUUCACAACAUUCCUUUGAUACCAAUUCAUUAGAUGGCAGUGGUCUUGAAGAUAGACUGUCAGUAGAUAGUGAUGGCAGUGAUGGCUUUGUAAUGCCUAUGAAUUCAGAGACGAGUCUUGAUCUUCUUACCUUAGGACAACUUCCCCAGAUGCCUAAUGAUAGAGACAUUAGAUCAAGCUCAGUGGGAGAGGAAGAAAGAGGAUCAACAUGUGUUAACAGCUCAGCUUCUCUGAGUGGACAGGAUCCUAAUACUCAGUUGGUUUCUGUGCUGGUGUUAAAAACCAAUGAAUUGAAUUGUGUAGUAGAAUCAAAGGGAGAUGAUAUGACACUUGCUCUUCAAGUUAUGGAACUAACUCCUCAACAUCUGGGAAAUAUCAGCAUGUGGCAGUACCUGCAGAAUGCUCCCACAGGAGAUGCAAACACAGAGAGGUCUACAACUACUGAAACUAUCCAAACCCAACCUGAGGUGUGUUUACAAUAUGAAAUUGGACCAAGUGCUGCAGUGCACUCACCUCUGGCUGCCCAAAAUGGUUUUUUUCAUAUGCUGAUCCAUAGCUAUGAGGCAGAGCUUCUGACAUCGUCUCUUUCUAGCAUUGGGCUCUUCCUUGAAGAUGAAAUCAUUCCUGAAGUUAUUCCCAUGAAGAUUGAGAUUGUGAAUACCAAGAUUACAUUAAAGGAUGACAGUCCUCGAGUGUAUCAUCCCACUCCUGGUCCUUUGCCUAUAAUUUUAGUCAUGGACCACAUUGUUCUUCAUUGUAAAGAUGAUGGAAUAUUCUUUAUAACAGCUGCACAGAGAGAAGAAUCUUCUACCCAGAAAACAGUCCAGAAAAAUCUUAAGAAACAGCAUGUUCCAGUAGAGAGAAUCUCUAGAGUUUCAGCGGGAAGUGAUGAUGAACCAGAGUUGAAAACAGAAUUAACUUUGGAGAAAGAGUUACAGGAUACUCGGAAAGCUCUUGCAGAAGCCAAUCAGGACAAAUUACAUCUGCUGCAGGAAAUCAAGAAAUAUGAUCCUCUCUUCCAGCUUUGACAACAAAGACCUGAGCAAGAGAUGCUCAGAGCAUUCAGAAAUUACUACCAGCAUUGAAAAGGUUUACUUGUUAAAAGCAAAGCAGUUGAUUUGUUCAUCUUCAUUCAAGAGCUGCUAGUUUGAAAAGCAAAAUGCCAUUACAAGGGAUGGAAGCAGAAAUGUAGCAAGAAAGUACAUGGGAAUAAGAUGAACGGGAGACUGGAUUUAGUAGCCCAGCUGUGUCUGGAAAACAUAAAACUGUACUGUAGCUAAAGCAUGGCACUUUUGUCAGUUGAAUAGUGAGAGAAGAAGAAAAUACUUGAGUUAUCAUAAAGCAGUGCUGAUAAACAUAUUUCUUGCUAUGAACUGUUUCUUACAGGUAGGUGUUGGGAACAUGAUCACCCUACACCAAAGAAAUUAGAUUCUGCUUAGCUCAGGCCUGAUUAGGGAAUUCUGCUGUAGCAACAUGAGUGUGAAAUAUGGAAUGGAACAGCGGUGGGAUUCAGGUUUUUUUUACUACCAAUUCUGUGGGCGUGGCUUCAUGGGCGUGGCAGGGAAAGGAUACUGUAAAAUCUCCAGUCACAGGUGGUAUUUGCCAGUUCUUCAAACUACUGAAAAUUUCUGCUACCGGUUCUCAAGAACUGGUCAGAACUUGCUGAAUACCACCUCUGGAAUGGAGACACAGUUACUGGAAUGGAGAUACAGUUACAGACCCAACACAGGAAAAAAGUGCGCGGAAUAGAAAAUACAAACUCCAUCUUACUGCUCUCAGAGAAAAGAGUUGAGCCCCCCCCACAAUUUCUCAUGAAAUUAUAUUUUCUCUAAUCUCCUUUCCUCAUAAUAUGGUAAUCUAUUAAUGUAGUAUUGAUACACUAACCCUCCUUGUGCUUCCUUGUGAAGUCCACCUCAUUAAAAUGGAUUUACAGCCAUUUUGGAGUAUAAUUUGGUGAGAAAGUGCCUGACAAAACAUUGUCCUUAUUAAUGAAAAUAUAGAUAACUUUUAUUUUCCAACUAACUAACUAAUAAUAUUGGAAAGGCUUGGAAAUGAGAUCUGUCAAAUCGCUUUAGGUCAUAUAUUUAAGGAAUCUUUUUGGUAAAUAAUAAAAAAAAAUCUGCAAGAUGUGGAAUGCUGCUAGAAAUUGUUUUAGCUGCAAAAUGGUUGACCUUUUUUUCCUUUGUGCGAUCACUUUUGGAAUGAAAGAAAAACAAUUUGGCUCUAAAUAUACUAUAGCAGUGUUAGUUUUCUUAAAUGUUUCUAAAAGGAGAAUGAUAUGUCCAAAGAAAUGUUAGAAGUUAUAUAUUGCUUCCCAAAAUAUUUAUGUACCCAUAACUAUGCCAAAAUAGAACAUAGAAACAAAUAAUUGCUAAUAAUCUGUCUUAUAAUAGACUAUAAGAUUUUCAAUUAAAGUUACCCAUAGCAUCCAACUCUAACAGAAAACUCUCAUGGAUUUUAAUCUAGAUUUUUAUGACUUAGUUUUAACCAUGUGUAGAAUGCAUUUAAGUUUAAUUAUAACCUGCUGCAACUGCAAAUCAAAUAGAUAAGUGGCAGAAUCUAAAACGAACCAAUUCUGAAAGCAUAUCAAAGGCAAAGAUUCCUUUGUUUUGAUUUAAAACUCCUGGUGGUUAUUUGGGCAGGUAAAAUUCAAAAUCUGAAUUUAUCCUUGUGAAAGAAUUGCAGCUAGGUCAAGUUCUAGUAGCAUUUCUCACUAAAAUGUAGUUUUAACUAAGUCUGAUUUUCUUACAUAGAAAAGAGUGAUUUUUAAAAUAGUACGCGGAGUCUUCUUAUAAAUACUGUAGAUAUAGAUACUCCAGGUUUUUUUAGAUCAAGGCAUGAAAGAUAAUAGAGAUUAAUUAGUAUGAGUUGGUAAAUAUCAAAUUGAACAAAGUUUAUACUGCUGUACACAUAUGAAUCCAAAAAUGGGAAUGUACUAUUUGCAUUUUAAAAGUGGCAACCUACACAAAAACCAAUGGCAACUCUAAUGGGCUGUAUGAAUAGAAUUAGAAUAGAAUGGACUAUUGAGCCUAGAAUUGAUGGGUACCUUUACUAAGCCAGCUCAAAAUUCACAAAAAUAUGUGCAAGUUUUAAAGUUGUCCAGAAUACUUAAUUUACUAGUAGCAAAAUAAGAGAGGGAUAGCAAAAAAACAUCUGUACUCAGUUGAAACAACACAGGAAGGGAUUGUGGAUUUUUACAGCAUUUUUUUGAACAUCUUGUCAAAACAAUCUACCAUAAUGGAUCAGAGUGCAGUUAUUAUAUAAUGUCCUUUAUAUGUGGCUUUUUGUUUUUAAAAAAUGGAACAUGGUGAGGAUAACGAGCUUCAGUAAAUAGCUGUUUGCUUGAUAUUAUCCAAUUUGUUUAUAAUAAAAUGCUAAAUUUAGUUUAUGCACUACAGCUAAUUUUUGUCUAGUAGUUAGUUCUUAGUUGAAGCACCCACCUGUUACAGCUUUUCUGCCUUGAUUGCGAUAGAGCAAUUAUGAUCUCAUCUUCACCAUGUGAAUUAUAAAGAACUUUUUUU